This is a messenger RNA of Cuscuta campestris, 4139 nucleotides long. NCBI's taxonomy places the organism in Eukaryota, Viridiplantae, Streptophyta, Magnoliopsida, Solanales, Convolvulaceae. The record is from the annotation of a GenBank genome assembly.
AUUUCAUAUGAAAAAAACAUCUACUCAAUUUAGCCUACGAUGUUUUCAUCUGGAAGCCCUAAUUCAUUGAUCAGCUCUCUACCACCACCGGCCAUCGUUCGUCCAUCCUCCAUCUCCCAUUUCUUUCUGCACUUCUGAAUGACGGUGCAAAUUGAGGCUCAAGCAGACGAUUGAAGGAAAUGAAACUACAUCAUCCGCUUUUUCUUAUGGAUUGAAGAAUUUCAGUGGAGUUCCUACUUCCACCAUCAUUAACUAAUGGAGUUUCUUUGGAACUGUUUCAUUUUAACGACUUUUACAUUUUGAGUUGUUGGAAACUUUUAAUUAUAACUCGGUGUACUGAGAGAAUUAUGGGUAUGUUCAGUCAUGAAAAAGAGUUAAAUGCAAACAAUACUGCCUCAUCUCAUAGUAAUCACGAUGAGGGAACUUCAGCUCGGACGAGACCUUACACCUUUGAUGAAAUUAUGCUUAGAAGGAAGAACAAGACUGGUACUGCUGAACUAAUGGAUAGUUCUGCUGGUGGUGCAGCUGCAUUUGGUAGAGAAAAAUUUGUGAGGACUUUAGAUAGUUUGGAAUCUGAUAGAAGUCGUGAUGUUUCCAUGGCUAGUAGUGUGAGUCAUAAUUCAAAGGAUUCUCAAUUGUUAAGUUCAAGGAAAAAAGAUGGUAGUGAUAAGGAAAGUAAAUUCCUUAAAUGCGCAGAGAAAGAACAUAGAGAGUCAGAAACCAAACGAGAGGCAGUUAGCACUGGUACAAGUGGGAAAAAUAUAAGCAGACACAUCAUUGAUAAAGAUUCUCAUGGUGAGAGGAAAAAAGUUUCUAACUCUCAUGAUGGUUCCAGAAAAAGUUUUGGUGACAGUAAUGCAAAUGACCCAUCCAGGAAGUUGGCUGAUAGAAGUGUUAAGUUAUAUGAGAAGGAAAGAAAAGAAGCUCAUCAUGAUAAGGACAGCUCUCGCAGCAGACAUCUGUACAUGAAGAGAAAAAAUGAUGAGUUGCUAAAUGUGGCUUCUGUGGAUGAAACUGAAAACAGACAUUCAAAAAAUCAUAGAAGUACAAAUUGCUAUAAAGACAACAGGAAAGAAAAAUCUGAAAAGGAAAGCACAAGAAAACACCCAAAAGAAGGUGAAGAGAGAACUAAAGACAGCAGUGCACAUAAAAAGCAUGAUUCAGCAAAACUAAGAGUCUUUGAUCGUCCAGAGAGGAAGGACUCAAAGCGAUCUCAUUAUGAAGAACUCAGGCCAAAAAGAAGACGCUCAAAGAGCAGAGAGCAUGAUAAAGACAGACCCAGAAAGUCCCGCUCACAUUCUCCAAAGGCACAUAAACAUUCAUCACAUGACUCAAAAAAUCAUGGGGAAUCCUACUCACACCCUUCAAAAGAUAAAUCAGGUAGAUCAAACUCUGAGUAUGAUAAGAAUAAGGUAUCCAACAAUGGUGAUACUAGUCAUUUCAAGAGGCAUUCGGUAGUUACAAUUGGGCUUGGUGGUUAUUCACCACGGAAGAGGAAAUCUGCAGCUGCUGCAAAAACUCCUUCUCCAACUAAACGUUCACCAGAAAGGAGAGUUGCUGGCUGGGAUCUCCCACCUGCAGCAGCAGAGAGAAAUCUUCCUGCUCCAGUAGCUUCGGGUGUGCUAUCAUCUGCACAGUCUGUAUCAAUAAAAACUCUUGGGUCAUUUGGUGUGACUACUGGUAGUUUGUUUGCAACCAAAUCUGCCAUGUUCUUCCAAAAUAGUUACCUUUCACCAGUGCAUGCUGUUGAAUCAAUCCAGCUAACACAAGCAACACGGCCUAUGAGAACACUUUAUGUUGAGAACUUGCCAAAUUCAGUGUCUGAUAAAGAUGUUAUGGAAUGCAUUAAUAAAUUUCUGCUGUCUUCAGGCGUCAACCGUAUUCAAGGGACUAAACCCUGCAUUAGCUGUAUGAUACACAAGGAGAAGGCCCAAGGCCUUCUAGAAUUUUUGACACCUGAGGAUGCCUCUGCUGCACUUUCCUUUGAUGGGAGAUCAUUCAGUGGUUCGAUUCUUAAGAUCAGGCGCCCUAAAGAUUUUAUUGAAUUGGGAACUGGUGUUGCAGAGAAUUCACAGGCUGCUGUCGAUAGGAUAAGCGAUGCUGUAAUGGAUUCACCUUAUAAGAUUUUUGUUGGUGGAAUCUCCAAAUUCAUUUCAUCUGAUAUGCUUAUGGAGAUUGUUAAAUCCUUUGGAUAUUUGAAAGCAUAUCACUUUGAGUUGAAUGCAGAUCUUAAUGAACCGUGCGCUUUUCUUGAGUAUGUUGACCAUUCAGUAACUGCUAAAGCUUGUGCUGGCCUUAAUGGAAUGAAGUUGGGUGGAAAAGUGCUAACAGUUGUUCAAGCUACUCCAGAUGCUUCCCUUGUGGAAAAUGUUGAGAAACCUCCUCUCUAUGGGAUCCCUGAGCAUGCUAAGCCACUUUUGGAAAGUCCCACCGAAGUGCUGAAGCUGAAAAAUGUGUUUGAUCCGAUGGGAUUGUCUGAACAAGAAUUUGAAGAAAUUAUGAACGAUGUAAAGCUAGAGUGUGCUAGGUUUGGCACAGUGAAAUCUAUUAAUUUCGUAAAGGAGUGCGAAUGUUCAUCGAUGAAAGAACCUGUUGAAGCAAUUGGCAAUGAUGCCCCUACUGAGAGUAAUGAUGACGAACCAAGCAUAAUGGAACCAUCAAAUGGUUCUGAGGGAGAUAAAGAUGCCAGCAAAGCCGUAACCAGUGAAAAUCAUAUCGAGGAUACACCUGCAGAAAAUCUUGUUAAAAUCGGAAUCUCUAAACCAGAGCCUGAAAGUUCAGUGGUAAGUUCUGGCAAUGACUGUGUGAAUCCCCCAAAGAACGAACUGAAUAUCAUCAAUAGAAUCCAUAGCAUGAGUUCAGCAGAGAAGCUUGAGAUCAAGGAAGAGUUAAGCGAGUGCCACAAAAAUGAAGAAAAUGAAGAAGCAAAAGGGAGUGAAACCAAUUUCGACCAAAUCUUCGAGCCCGGCUGUGUUCUGAUAGAGUAUAGAAGAGCAGAAGCUUCUUCCAUGGCUGCACAUUGUUUACAUGGCCGACUCUUUGAUGACCGGACCGUGACUGUCGAAUAUGUUUCUCUUGACCUGUACCGGAAGAAGUUUUGCUUGUAGAACACCAAUUUCUGGGUUUUGAACUGUCCAGUAGCCUGCAGCUUCUGAGGCUCCCAUAGCCGGCGCCACACAAAAUAUGCUUCGGACUUCGGAGUAGCCACUGAAAAUGGGUUUCUUUAUCUUUGUUUCUGUAGUCUUUACUAACACACAUUAUAUUUAGUGUGUACUGCGGGUUUAGCCCGAGGUUUUUAUGGUGGCUCAUGGUGUAUUGCUUCGUUGCCUAGUCUAUAAUUAGGCAACAAGUAGCCUAUGUAAUAUUUGAAACGUAUUUGUACUGAAUUUUCACAUGAGUUAAAAUGAAGACACUAAUUUUCAAGAUGACAAAUAAACCCAUUUUAGUGCUUGCUCGUAUGGAUCCCAUAUCUUGUUUAUCUAAUGUACAUCACAAUAACAUUCAUAAGCACACCUAGAAAACCGGAACUUUUACUAGGAAAAAACCCAGCAGGAACAUCCAUCUUGUUCAGUCAUGUAGAAAGGCAACAAGAAAAUGCCACACACUAACAAAUUUAGAAAGAAAAAAAAAAGGAGCAAUCUAAGAAUGUUGAAUCCAAAAGGCCAAAGCAGUCCCUAAAACAAGUACCUCCAAAGAGCGGGUCGGUCGCGUGAUAUCAAGAGAACCCGAGAUGCCAAGAAAUCAAAAGAAGGCGAAAACAAGUCGUCGGGACCAAUCAUUUGUGGCAGAUUAGUGUCAUCUGUUUGAUCCAAGCCAGAGGGCUGGAACCUGUCAUCCUUCUUGGAUGAAUCAAAUACAAACAGGCCGAGCCCAGAAACUCCCAUGACAAGAUUUGAGUUCCCCCAAACCUGUGCUAAAGCACUGUGAUGAGAGUGAGCAGAUGAUUCGGGCAAUGGGUACGUGUUCAGAACACCCGGCUUGUGCAAUGAGACCUGCUGGAUCUGGGAACAGAACUGCCGUUUAAUGGCUGAUUUCAAAGUUGUGCAGCCGAGGUAGAUUGAGUCUCCCCUAGAGAAUGCAGACUGCACAUUCACACCAACUUUGGGUAUCUUCUGGGCAAUGCCGGAUGGAUGGCGAAA